AUGCGCAUCAUCAGCAACUUCAACCUCCUCCCACCAGACACCACCUCAGUCACGACUGCGACUAAUUUCAUCGACAGAGGAAAGGGUACUCCCCGCCGCAAGGUCAAGAAGGUCCACAAGUCCUCCGGUGCCGACGACAAGAAGCUCCAGACCACCCUGAAGAAGAUGAACGUCCAGCCCAUCCAGGCCAUCGAGGAGGUCAACAUGUUCAAGGAGGACGGAAACGUCAUCCACUUCGCCGCCCCCAAGGUCCACGCCUCCGUCCCCUCCAACACCUUCGCCCUCUACGGUAACGGCGAGGAGAAGGAGCUCACCGAGCUCGUCCCCGGUAUCCUCAACCAGCUUGGCCCCGACAGCCUCGCCUCCCUGCGCAAGCUCGCCGAGAGCUACCAGAACAUGCAGAAGCAGGCCGGUGCCGAGGGCAAGAAGGACGAGGAUGAGGACGAUAUCCCUGACCUGGUUGAGGGCGAGAACUUCGAGAGCAAUGUUGAGUAA
Molecule: messenger RNA, 495 nt
Organism: Aspergillus thermomutatus
Lineage: Eukaryota; Fungi; Ascomycota; Eurotiomycetes; Eurotiales; Aspergillaceae
Gene: EGD1
Product: nascent polypeptide-associated complex subunit family protein
Exons: 3
Coding region: 1-495 (164 amino acids)
Cellular component (GO): nascent polypeptide-associated complex; cytosol
Source: RefSeq, a predicted model, not a curated record